Synchytrium microbalum is the source of this 951-nucleotide messenger RNA. RefSeq lists its product as uncharacterized. The transcript has 3 exons. Bases 1 to 951 code for a protein of 316 amino acids. Gene Ontology annotation, biological process: phosphatidylinositol biosynthetic process. The record is from RefSeq and is a predicted model, not a curated record. NCBI's taxonomy places the organism in Eukaryota, Fungi, Chytridiomycota, Chytridiomycetes, Synchytriales, Synchytriaceae. Gene Ontology annotation, cellular component: membrane; Golgi apparatus. Gene Ontology annotation, molecular function: CDP-diacylglycerol-inositol 3-phosphatidyltransferase activity.
AUGCAACAACCACUUCCACCAUUCCACACAAUCCUCUCCUCCGAUACCAACAACACUACAACAUACCAGCACAUUUUCACCAUCUUCACCACAACCGUAACACGUCUGCAACGUCUAGGUCUUAUACCACCAUCGAACUUACAAAUCCAAUUGAUGCAUUUGAGUAAUGGGAGUGUGUGGUGGACUGUUUUGCCACUGUGUAGUGCUGGUGUUGAGAUGGUUCGAGAGUUGAAAUGGUGUAAGAGGGAGUUUGGGAGUGAGGACGUGGAUUUGGAUAUGGGUGGAGGUGGAGGUGUGAAUGGGUGGAUGAGACAUGGAUAUAUACGAGUAGCAUUAGCACUUUGGAGCUUUUAUUUACUACCGAGCUCGCCAUGGGGAGCCAUGGGACUGUAUGGACUGUCGUGUAUAUUAGAUGCUGCUGAUGGGAGUGCUGCUAGGCAACUCAAUCAAGCAACGAAAUUCGGCGCAGUCCUCGACAUGGUGACAGAUCGCUGCACAACCGCCUGUCUAAUGCUAACCCUCUCGCACCUCCUCCCAUCCUACACCCUAAUCUUCCAAAUCCUCCUCUCCCUCGACAUAUCCUCUCACUACAUGCACAUGUACGCGACAAUGAUGUCGGGUGCCAUAUCCCAUAAACAAAUCCCGAAAAACGCAAACCCGCUGCUCCGUCUAUACUACUCGAACGCUAUAGUCCUGUUCCUCGUAUGUGCAGGCAACGAGCUGUUUUUUAUGAGCAGCUACAUCCUGGCGCCGCACCAGGAUGUGAGUAAUUGGGGCAAGAUGGAUGUGUGGUUGACGUGGUUUGUUGUUGGAGUUUGGUGGACGUGUUUGCCAGUGUUUGGGUUCAAGCAGGUUACGAAUGUGGUGCAGCUGGUUAAUGCGAGUCGGGUGCUGGCGGAGGCUGAUGGGGCGGCGAGAUCAAAGGGAAAGGAGAGGGCCAGACAGUCGUGA